This is a messenger RNA of Exaiptasia diaphana, 1578 nucleotides long. Its product is annotated as contactin-5-like. The annotation marks the transcript as partial. NCBI's taxonomy places the organism in Eukaryota, Metazoa, Cnidaria, Anthozoa, Actiniaria, Aiptasiidae. The transcript is spliced from 2 exons. The record is from RefSeq and is a predicted model, not a curated record.
UUACAUUGUUCCUCUAGUGGUUAUCCUCGACCUGAUGUUGUGUGGAGUAAAAACAACGGUACAUUACCACACAAACGAGCAGUAGUUGAUAGCACUGGUAAACUUCAUAUCAAACACGUGACUACCAAUGACUCAGGAAUCUAUCAGUGUAAGGCUUCUAAUCUUCUUGGCAGAACACAAACAACAGCAAAACUCCAAGUGAAAUUCCGUCCUCGACUUACCUUGGGCAGAGGACCAAUUUACACAAAAAUUGGUGAUGACAUUCGUCUACCUAUGUGUCACGUGACAGGAUUUCCUCUGCCAAAAGUCACGUGGUCCAAGGCUAUUGGUUCUUUACCUAAAAGUCGUUCUGCUGUUAAGGAGGGGCAACUUGCUAUACUUAAAUCGAAAAAACAUGACUCAGGGUUAUAUGUUUGUAAAGGUGAAAAUCUUCUCGGUUCUGCUGUAGGAUCAGUUGUUGUAAAUGUUAUCGAUCUGCCUGUGUUUGUUGUCAAGCCUCUAUCGUCGUAUAUUGCCCCUCCUGGUUCGACUGUAAUGCUUAACUGUACCGCUAAAGGUGACCCUCAGCCUGUAAUUACUUGGGCAAAAGACAACGGGMUGCUUCCUCUUGCAAGAUAUGAAAUGAGAGAUGGCUCUUUGAUUAUAAGGAACGUCAAGAAAACAGAUUCGGGUGUGUUUGUGUGCACUGCUACGAGUGCUGGUGUGUUUCACACAGAAUCUAGAACAACGUUGACUGUACAACAUGUAAAGGAGGAUUGCUCAGAGCUUUACAAAUCAGGAGAGAGACAUAGCGGUGUGUACACAGUUAAACCAGACAAUCAGCCUGCAUUUCAAGUCUACUGUGACAUGACAACUGAUGGUGGAGGUUGGACUGUGAUCCAAAGAAGACAAGAUGGAUCGGUUGAUUUCUAUCGCGAUUGGCAGCAAUACAAAACAGUUUUUGGAAACCUAAAUGGCGAGUUUUGGUUGGGUAACGAUUACAUCCAUCGACUGACAGCAAGAACAGCGUCGAGUCUGCGCGUUGAGUUGGAGGACUGGGACGGAACCAGGAAAUAUGCCAAAUAUAGUAGUUUUAGUGUUGGYGAUGAAUCAGACAAGUACAGGCUGAGGGUUGGCWCGUAUUCAGGUACUGCUGGGGACUCGUUAKCAUAUCAUAAYAACAUGGCGUUUAGUACWAAAGAUAGAGAUAACGACAAGWRKAGUGGUGGUAACUGUGCUWCAKKWAAUAWCGGUGCCUGGUGGUAUGAUWAUUGUCAUUAUUCUAAUCURAAUGGARAGUAUCUUGGAAACAAGGUGUCAUAUCUUGGAAUGACGUGGUACCAUUUUCAUGGCAAAUAUCAAARUUUGAAAACUUCCAGCAUGAAGAUACGUGCAAAUAACUUUUAACAAGAUGAACACUUGUAAGGGUUUCUUUACAUUUUUAAAUAUCAUGAAAAAUUGUUUUAACUSGAGUUUUUUCAAAUUUCAUUUACAUGUAUUAUGAAUUGAGCGCUGGUUUUUGUUUUUGAUGUUUUAUAAUCGACUUGCGAUUGAAUGUGAAGACGGAUCUAAUAGCGUCCUAAUACACUUGAAAGUCUU